Molecule: messenger RNA, 3225 nt
Organism: Arctia plantaginis
Lineage: Eukaryota; Metazoa; Arthropoda; Insecta; Lepidoptera; Erebidae
Source: the annotation of a GenBank genome assembly
AUGGCAGCCAAAUUUGAAAGUCAACUGCAUCAUCAGGUAGCCGAUGACCAUCCUCGUACCGUCCGCAUAGUUUUAUGCGACAAACUUAUUGAUUACUAUUUGUUGAAAGUGCUCGGCUCGGCGGCGGCGCAUGCGGCGAUAGAGGCGCGCGGCGGCAUGCCGGGCGGCCGCCGGGGGCUCGUCGCCCCGCAGAACACCUUCCUCGAGAACAUCAUCCGCCGUUCUUCGUCGCAGCCAGACAGCAGCUUCCUGCUGGCGAACGCCCAGAUCGUCGACUACCCGAUCGUGUACUGCAACGAAACGUUCUGUAAGAUGAGCGGCUACAACCGCGCGGAGGUGAUGCAGAAAUCGUGCCGCUGCACGUGGAUGUACGGCGAGCUCUCAGAGAAGGAAGCAAUAGACCGAGUGGAUCGAGCGCUCGAUCACCACCUCGCUGACCAGUUCGAAAUACUUCUGUACAAAAAGAACCGCACUCCACUAUGGUUGCUGGUGCAUGUGGCUCCUAUCCGCAAUGAACGCGAGCUGGUGGUUCUGUUCCUGCUCACCUUCCGCGACAUCACAGCGCUCAAGCAGCCUAUCGACGCUGACGACCCCAAGGGAGGUCUGUCCAAGUUCGCCAAGCUAGCGCGAUCAGUGACGCGCUCGCGCUCGGUGCUGGUGUCGGCGCUGCCCGCGCUCAAGGAGCCGCAGCGGCAGAGCCACCUGGCGCAUGUGAUGUCCCUGUCGGGCGACGUGCUACCGCAGUACCGCCAGGAAGCUCCGAAAACGCCGCCCCACAUCCUUCUGCACUACUGCGCCUUCAAAGCCAUCUGGGACUGGAUCAUCCUCUGUCUCACCUUCUAUACUGCCAUCAUGGUACCCUACAACGUUGCCUUCAAGAACAAGACAAGCGAAGACGUGUCGCUACUCGUCAUUGACUCUAUAGUGGACGUGAUCUUCUUCAUCGACAUCGUGCUCAACUUCCACACGACGUUCGUGGGGCCGGGUGGAGAAGUGGUGAGCGACCCCAAAGUGAUCCGCAAGAACUAUUUCAAGUCGUGGUUCCUCAUAGACUUGCUGUCCUGCCUACCCUACGACGUGUUCAACGCAUUCGACCACGACGAGGAUGGCAUCGGCAGCCUGUUCAGCGCGCUCAAGGUGGUGCGCCUGCUGCGGCUGGGCCGGGUGGUGCGCAAGCUCGACCGGUACCUGGAGUACGGCGCCGCCAUGCUUAUCCUGCUGCUCUGCUUCUACAUGCUCGUUGCGCACUGGCUCGCGUGCGUGUGGUACAGCAUCGGACGCUCCGACGCCGAUUCAGGCCUGCAGUACUCAUGGCUGUGGAAGCUAGCCAACGUCACACAGAGCCCGUACUCGUAUGUGUGGUCCAACGAGUCGGACGGGCCUGAACUCGUGAACGGGCCUUCACGCAAGACCAUGUACGUGACCGCGCUCUACUUCACCAUGACCUGCAUGACCUCCGUGGGCUUCGGCAACGUCGCCGCCGAGACCGAUAACGAGAAGAUCUUCACCAUCUGCAUGAUGAUUGUGGCAGCUCUGCUGUACGCGACCAUAUUCGGCCACGUUACCACCAUCAUUCAACAAAUGACGUCGGCCACCGCCAAGUACCACGACAUGCUGAACAACGUGCGCGAAUUUAUGAAGCUGCACGAGGUGCCCAAGGCGUUGAGCGAGCGCGUCAUGGAUUACGUCGUGUCCACCUGGGCCAUGACCAAGGGGCUCGACACCGACAAGGUGCUCAACUACUGCCCGAAAGAUAUGAAGGCAGAUAUUUGCGUUCACCUCAACCGGAAAGUGUUCAACGAGCACCCGGCGUUUCGCCUCGCGUCCGACGGGUGUCUGCGAGCGCUCGCUAUGCACUUCCAGAUGUCGCAUUCGGCGCCCGGUGAUCUGCUCUACCACACGGGCGAAUCCAUCGAUUCGUUGUGCUUCAUCGUGACCGGCAGCCUGGAGGUCAUCCAGGACGACGAAGUCGUCGCCAUUCUAGGCAAAGGGGACGUGUUCGGCGACUCGUUCUGGAAGGACAGCGCGGUCGGGCAGUCGGCGGCCAACGUCCGCGCGCUCACCUACUGCGACCUUCACACGAUCAAACGGGACCGAUUGCUCGAGGUCCUAGACUUCUACCAGGCUUUUGCCAAUAGUUUCGCACGCAACCUCACUCUCACAUACAACCUGCGUCACCGGCUAAUCUUCCGCAAGGUGGCGGACGUGCGACGCGAACGAGAGCUGAUGGAACGGCGAAAGCGGGAGCCGCAACUCGAACAGGCGCAGGACCACCUCGUACGCAAGAUCUUUUCUCGUUUCCGCCGUGAACGAAGUGUAGCCGCAGCGCCAGGCCCGGCGCCGGCCCGCGCCGCCCCCGCGCCCGCCAACAGCGCGGCGACGAGCGCCACCGCCGCAGUCGGCGCGACUGACGCCGAGCGCGGAGAUGGAGCGCCCGCCGCCGGCUCUACGGCCUCCGCCGGCCCUCCCGCGGCCCGCGGCAAGUGGGGGCGGCUGUUGGCUACGGGCUCGCUAGACGCGUCCGGCGGCGAGCCUGCGCGCAGUGCCUUUACGCGGAGUCUGAGCGCCCGCGACCGUUCUCUCGUGUCUGGUGCCUCGACGGAAGCGUCGACCGGUUCCGCCCCCGCUCCCACCCCUGUACCCUCCGCCGCCGCACUCAUGUUGAAGGCGUCCUUUGCGAAAGCUCGAUCGGCGAGCGCGCUGAGCGUGACCGGAACGAGUGCGCGACAGGACACGAUCGAGGAGGAACUGGAGGAGCGUCGACCGGUGGCCUUGAACGUACGGGCUCCCUCGCCCGCGCCCGCUCCCCCUCCGGCGCCCGCCCCCGCCCCCGCCCCCGCGCCCGCGCCCUCGCCGCACGAUGCGGCACUAGCCGAGCUGCGACGUGACGUCCGUACCGAAGUGCAGAGGUUACAGCAGAAGCUCGGGCGAGUGGAGGAACUCCUCACGAUGCUAGCGACGCGGCUCGGCGCAGAGCCGGGCGACGCGGGCGCCAGCGCAGCCGCCGGGCCCAACGGGACGAGCGGGGAGGAUGCCCCGCGAGCCUGUACGGCGGAGGCUGCCACCGUCGCUAGAAAACGUCGAUCAAAGGCGCGGAGUAAGGGCGCGGCCCCCACGCCCCCCGCCACGACGCCGGGCGAGGCGCCCACGAGCCCCACGAGCCCGGCGGGGGGCGAGGGGGGCGGUGAGGGGGGCGCGGCGGCGCGGCGCCGCGACUUCGUGUAG